Messenger RNA from Microthlaspi erraticum, 396 nucleotides. Lineage: Eukaryota; Viridiplantae; Streptophyta; Magnoliopsida; Brassicales; Brassicaceae. The record is from the annotation of a GenBank genome assembly.
AUGAAGAGGAAGAUGAGGGUUUGGAGGCGGAAAUUUACGUUACCUGAUCCGAGCUACUCUCCAGAGUUUCUGGAGAAAUUAGAAACAAUUGACCUAGCCGCUGCCUCCGCCGUCGGCCAAGAGAACAGAGAACGCCCCUCACCGCCGUUAGGCCCUGGAAAGCAGGGGAUGACCAAUGAACAUAGUAGUGCUUUGAAUAUGAGAAUUAUAGGAAAUCGUUAUAUAUGGUUCGAAUCUUCGUGUAGAAAGGGUAACGAAGAAAAGGAAUGGGCUUGUGUCGUUGAAGCUCUUGAGCAAACUCUGUUCGCUCUAUCGUCUCCGGUAGCCGUAACUCCCUCGCCGUUUGCGAUGAUGGCACGGUGUUCACAUGGGGUUGGAAUCAAAGAGGUACAUUAG